AUGCCAAGGCAAUCAGCGGAUGAAGACAGUAGACCGAUUGGUUUAAAAUUAGCUCGAAACAAUUUUUUCAGCUUUCCAAAAAAAGAAAACUCAGUAUUUAAACGAAGUUCAGUAAAGGAAGAAAAUCGGCAAUCGACCACUUCUACGACAUCACCUACCUUACCUGCUCGUUCACCCUUUCGAAUAAGAGACUCUCAAGCUUCUCGUAAAAGCGCACAAGAAGUCAAAAGGGUCACACACACUGAAGAACCUUAUUCUUCUCUAUCUUCCUCUACUUCUUCUAUUACAACACUAGAUGAUGAUCUCAGCCAGGAGCUUGAAAAUAUUUGGAAGAUAAAGUCACCAAAGCAUCAUCAGAUAAAAUCGGAUGUUCAGCAUCAAGAUCUAUUUUUGCAGUUAUUGGUGUCUCAGGCAAUGAUUGAUGCUCAAGAUUAUCAAAUACUUUCAUUUGAAAAACUAGAAUCACUAAAAGAGCGCCAUGAUAAACUAAAAGUUCAAGUACGAAAUUCGGUAUCAAAACUUGAAUUAGAUAAGAAAAUACAAGAAACAUCUCAUUCUCUCUCUCAACUCGCAUCGAACCGUCAAUCAGUACUGAUAUCUCGCGAUGAAGCCAUGGCAGCUGACCGCAAAGUGGCUGAACUGUCUAAACAGUUAAAGGAUCUAAAAGUUGAAGAGAGUGAAACUCAGUACAGGAUACUGGAACAUACCGCGGGCGUCCUUCGACUCGGCCUGCAGCAAUUUGAAAAGAAGAAAGCCAGUUACCCAAGUAGACCGAUAUCAGAGAUCAAAUCAGACAUUGAGCAGAUCACAAAUACCCUCUUGACCAUUUUGAAAAAACACAACAUUCAGCAGCCGUCAAGAACAGAUACCCUUGGCUUACUCCACUGCCUUGAGCAGCAUAUGGAGCGUUACCAGUCGCAAACCAAGGAGAUUCAGUCAAGACUGAUCUCGAUGGAAGAGGAACUAGGGGAAAAAGAGACAUCAGAAAAAAGACAACUUCAAAAUGAAUAUAUUGAAGUGGCCAGACUAAAGGCGCUCGUUGCCGGCAUGGAGAUCCAGUUUAGCAAGAUUCAGGCACAGACGGCUGCGUUUGAACAACGAGAACAGGAUCUCAAAAAAGAAAUCGAGCAGUACCGUGAGCAGGUCCUCACGCUACGAAAUGAAAAGGAGCGUUUGGAAAGAACGGUCAAACGACAGACAAUUGUUCUUGACACAGAAGCCAAGUUUGAGCAACAGCUAGAAGAACAGGAACAAGAGUAUCAGGCCCAGUUAAAGGAGCAGGCUGCUUUACUGGACAAGACAGCACGUGAAUGUGAAAGGAUAAAGGAAGAACACGACAAACUGGCUGCUACCUGUCAAGACCUCGAAUGGCUCGUCGAAGGCAAGUCGAAAGGACUGGAUGAUCGUGACGUCCAGAUUAGUCGACUGGAGGCCGAACUGAGACAAGGCAACAUGGGCCAGAUUCAGUCAGAGUUCGCUCUCAGGGAAGCGGCAUGGAUCGAGCAAAGUGCUGCAAUGGAAGCUAACUUUGAAGGCAUUCUUAAAGAAUUUGACCGUCUGACGGGUACAGCGAUGGAAUUCGAGAAUGACAAGGCCAACUAUGAGAGGCGUAUCGAGAUGCUGACUCAGGAAGUCAAGCAGCUGGAAGCUAGUCUUCAAGAGGAAAAAACAAAGAAUUUAGGUUUUGAUAAAGUCACUGAUACACCCACGACCGCUUCAUUGCGUAAGGAGUUUAGAAAGAUGAUAAAUGACAUGCAACUAGAGCAUCAGCGUGCACUAGAAAAGGAAGCAGAGGAGAAGAAGCAGCUAGAGAAGCAAUUAAAGGAUUUGAAGCAUGAAAGAGAAAUGGCUAGAUACGAGCGUAUAAAUAAAGGUGUGCAAACCCCUCUUUUCAUCUCUUAA
Messenger RNA from Rhizopus microsporus ATCC 52813, 1902 nucleotides. RefSeq lists its product as uncharacterized. Lineage: Eukaryota; Fungi; Mucoromycota; Mucoromycetes; Mucorales; Rhizopodaceae. The record is from RefSeq and is a predicted model, not a curated record. The transcript is spliced from 3 exons. Bases 1 to 1902 code for a protein of 633 amino acids.